AUGAAGCAAAGAAGAGCCCGGCUGAAAAAGAAUCAACAUGGCUUCCGGAAAAGUGAUGGACAGAAUAGUAAUUGUUCCCAGGAACCAUGUCAGAUCACAUCGAAAAGAACAAAGCGGGACAAAACGAAGGAAGGGAUCUUUGAGGAUGAAGAUGGUUCAAGGAGGCAGGAGGACAAUCAUGAUGGGAAUGAGAGGAAGGAAGCCAUUUUUAGCCAGGCUGAUGGCUUCAAACAACCCCCAAUCCAGCAAGAACACCAGAAGGGAAAGAGAAAGUAUGAGUGUCCUUCAUGUGGAAAAAUAUUCUGUUUCAAAUCGAAACUUAAUGCACACUGCUCUAUUCAUACAGGAGAGAAACCUUACAGAUGCUUUGAGUUUGGAAAGAGCUUCAGAGACACUUCAGGACUAACUUCACAUCAAAAAACCCACACUGGAGAAAAACCAUAUAAAUGCAUGGAGUGUGGAAAGAGCUUCAGUCGGAGAGAAAAACUUAUUAUACAUGAAAGAAUUCAUACAGGCCAGAAACCAUACAGAUGCUUUGAGUGUGGAAAGAGCUUCAGAGAAACUUCAGGACUAACUUCACAUCAAAAAAUCCACACUGGAGAAAAACCAUAUAAAUGCAUGGAGUGUGGAAAGAGCUUCAGUCAUAGCCAAAGCCUAACUCAACAUCAAAAAGUCCACACUGGAGAAAAACCAUAUAAAUGCAUGGAGUGUGGAAAGAGCCUCAGUACUAACCAAAGCUUAACUCAACAUCAAAGAAUCCAUACAGGGGAAAAACCAUAUACAUGUUUGGAAUGUGGGAAGAAAUUCAGUUUCAGGGUAGGCUUCGUUUUACAUAAGAGAAUUCACACAGGGGACAAACCAUACAAGUGCUUGGUCUGUGGAAAAAGUUUCAAUCAGAGCUCACACCUUUCUUCCCAUCGAAGAAUGCAUACAGGGGAGAAGCCAUACAUAUGCUUAGAGUGUGGAAAGGGCUUUAGUCAGAGCUCACACCUUACUGUGCAUCUUAGAAUCCACACAGGAGAGAAACCUUAUACAUGCUUGACAUGUGGAAAGAGCUUCAGUUAUCACACGUAUCUUACUUACCAUCAAAGAAUCCAUACUGGGGAGAAGCCAUAUAAAUGCUUUGAGUGUGGGAAGGGCUUCAGUCAGAGUACAAGCCUUUCUACACAUCAAAGAAUCCAUACAGGGGAGAAACCGUAUCCUUGCUUUGAGUGUGGGAAGAGCUUCAGACAGGCUUCAAGUCUGACUUCUCAUCAGAAAACCCACACAGGGGAGAAACCCUAUAAAUGCUUAAAAUGUGAAAAGAGUUUUCGGUUUAGCUCAGGCUUAGCAUGUCAUCAAAGAAUGCACAAAGAGGGGAAGAACAAUCACUAUUGUGUUGGCCUUCCUGGACACAAAGCCAGGGAACAGGGUGAUGAGGGUGUGUGGAAGAGUUUGGCCAACAUUGGCCAUGGCGACAUGAGGGGGUGCGCAGGUGAUGGACAGAAUAGUAAUCGUUCCCAGGAACCAUAUCAGAUCUCAUCGAGAAGAACAAAGCAGGACAAAACGAAGGAAGGGAUCUUUGAGGAUGAAGAUGGAUCAAGGAGGCAGGAGGUCAAUAAAGAUGAGAAAGAGAGGAAGGAAGCCAUUUUUAGCCAGGCUGAUGGCUUCAGACAACUCCCAAUCCAACAAGAACACCAGAAGGGAAAGAGAAAAUAUGAGUGUCCAUCAUGUGGAAAAAUGUUCUGUUUCAAAUCGAUAUUUAAUGCGCACUGCUCUAUUCAUACAGGGGAGAAACCAUAUAAAUGCUUGGAGUGUGGAAAGAGCUUCAGUCAGAGAAAAAACCUUGUUAUACAUGAAAAUAUUCAUACAGGGCAGAAACCAUACAGAUGCUUUGAGUGUGGAAAGAGCUUCAGAGACACUUCAGGACUCACUUCACAUCAAAAAAUCCACACUGGAGAAAAACCAUAUAAAUGCAUGGAGUGUGGAAAGAGCUUCAGUCAUAGCCAAAGCCUAACUCAACAUCAAAAAGUCCACACUGGAGAAAAACCAUAUAAAUGCAUGGAGUGUGGAAAGAGCCUCAGUACUAACCAAAGCUUAACUCAACAUCAAAGAAUCCAUACAGGGGAAAAACCAUAUACAUGUUUGGAGUGUGGAAAGCGCUUCCGUUAUAGGUCAGAACUUGUUUCACAUAAGAGAAUUCACACAGGGGACAAACCAUACAAGUGCUUGGUCUGUGGAAAAAGUUUCAGUCAGAGCCCACAUCUUUCUUCCCAUCGAAGAAUGCAUACAGGGGAGAAGCCAUACAAAUGCUUGGAGUGUGGAAAGGGCUUUAGUCAGAGCUCACACCUUAAUGAGCAUCUUAGAAUCCACACAGGAGAGAAACCUUAUACAUGCUUGACAUGUGGAAAGGGCUUCCGUAAUCGCAUGCAUCUUACUUCCCAUCAAAGAAUCCAUACGGGGGAGAAGCCAUAUAAAUGCUUUGAGUGUGGAAAGAGCUUCAGACACACUUCAGGACUAAGCUCACAUCAAAAAAUCCACACUGGAGAAAAACCAUAUAAAUGCAUGGAGUGUGGAAAGAGAUUCAGUCAUAGCCAUUGCCUAACUCAACAUCAAAGAAUCCACACAGGAGAGAAACCAUAUCCUUGCUUUGAGUGUGGAAAGAACUUCAAGUGUCGUUCAAACCUGACUUCUCAUCAGAGAAUCCACACAGGAGAGAAACCCUAUAAAUGCUUAAAAUGUGAAAAGAGCUUUCGGUUUCGCACAGACUUCAUAUCUCAUCAAAGAAUGCACAAAGAGGGGGCACUAUAA
This is a messenger RNA of Elgaria multicarinata webbii, 2790 nucleotides long. RefSeq names its product zinc finger protein 850-like. Gene Ontology annotation, molecular function: RNA polymerase II cis-regulatory region sequence-specific DNA binding; DNA-binding transcription factor activity, RNA polymerase II-specific. Gene Ontology annotation, biological process: regulation of transcription by RNA polymerase II. The coding region runs from base 1 to 2790 and encodes 929 amino acids. The transcript has 4 exons. The record is from RefSeq and is a predicted model, not a curated record. NCBI's taxonomy places the organism in Eukaryota, Metazoa, Chordata, Lepidosauria, Squamata, Anguidae.